AUGUCUAGGGCAAAGAGAAUUAUGAAAGAAAUUCAAGCUGUAAAGGAUGAUCCCGCAGCCCACAUCACUCUUGAAUUUGUGAGCGAAUCCGAUAUCCAUCAUUUAAAGGGUACCUUUUUGGGCCCACCUGGGACACCUUAUGAGGGUGGUAAAUUUGUUGUGGAUAUUGAAGUCCCUAUGGAGUAUCCAUUCAAGCCACCCAAGAUGCAGUUUGACACAAAAGUAUACCAUCCAAAUAUAUCAUCGGUGACCGGCGCUAUUUGCUUGGAUAUUCUGAAGAAUGCAUGGUCUCCUGUGAUAACUCUAAAGUCUGCAUUGAUUUCGCUACAGGCGCUGUUACAAUCCCCAGAACCUAACGAUCCUCAAGAUGCAGAGGUCGCACAGCAUUAUCUACGGGACAGAGAAUCCUUUAAUAAAACUGCUGCAUUAUGGACAAGACUAUACGCUAGUGAGAGUAUCAAUGGCCAAAAAAGUAGUGUGGAGGAGUCCGAUUUGUAUGGGAUUGAUCACGACCUUAUUGAAGAGUUCGAAUCACAAGGUUUUGAUAAGGCCAAAAUCGUCGAGGUCUUAAGAAGACUGGGCGUCAAAUCUCUGGAUCCUAACGAUAACAACACAGCGAAUCGCAUCAUCGAAGAACUGUUGAAGUGA
Messenger RNA from Saccharomyces kudriavzevii IFO 1802, 648 nucleotides. It is a transcript of the gene UBC1, whose product is annotated as E2 ubiquitin-conjugating protein UBC1. The record is from RefSeq and is a predicted model, not a curated record. Gene Ontology annotation, molecular function: protein binding. The coding region runs from base 1 to 648 and encodes 215 amino acids. NCBI's taxonomy places the organism in Eukaryota, Fungi, Ascomycota, Saccharomycetes, Saccharomycetales, Saccharomycetaceae. The transcript has a single exon.